AAAAAACGCUAUAAGCUUCUACAGGAGGCCUUCAACAAGCAAAGAAGGAGAAACAUACUACAAGUCUCUACAGUGUUGCAGAUACAAAGACUCCAACCCAGAACAUGACAAAAGCUAAGAAGGAAAGAGAUGCUGAAUCCUUGUAUUCUUCCUCCUGCAACCCGGCUAUUGUGCAUUUCAUCAGAAAGUAUUGUCCACCUACCACAACUGAUGCUUUCUUAAAAAGGCUCAGGCUAGUAUUAGGCCAGAGAUACCUAGAAGACAUAGUAGCCAUUUGCAGUCAGGCACCAUACUGCCUUUAUUUAUAUCAUGGAGUGGAGCUUGAGGACAAGAAGGAGGCUACUGUGGUCCUGCUGGGAUUCUUUGACAGAGCUACUGGAGAAAAAAAGAUCAGACUGCUUGAUGUCUUUCACCCUAAAGACGAGACUGCUAAUGCCAUCUGUGGCUGCAUUGCAGAUAUCCUGGAGAAGUUCAAAAUACCUUUAAUAAACAUGGCCAUCAUUUAUUCAAAUUUCCCAGAUCAUGAAUAUCUUCCCUCAAGUUUGAAGAAGUUUAAAUCUGAUAUUGUGUCUUUAUGUGGGCUUACAGAUUUGGCAGGACAAGUGUGUCAUAGUGGUGUCAUAGCAAUGGAGUAUUCAGAGCUGAUUCAGAAUCUCAUCACAGAGAUCUACAAACACUUUCCAUCUUUCCCAGAUGCUCUAAAAAGUGUGAUUGAAGAUGUUGAGGGGUCAUACUUGAAUGAACUCUUAACAUCUGAUUGCUCUCUCUUCUGGAGAAUAAUCCACAAAAUGACUAUUGCUUGGUCAGACAUUGAGAAAUACUUUGGAUGUCAGGAGAACAGUAUAGAUGUACAAGCAAUCUGUCUUCUUCUUAGGGAUCCUAAAGUAAGACUGAAUGUCCUGUUUCUUAGCUAUGCUUUGCAGCCGCUUUGUAAUUUUCAGGAGAAUUUUAACCAAGGGGUCAGUGUGACACAACUCCUCCAAGAUGCUUCUCGGUUACUGAAAUCCUACACAAAGAGCUUCCUCAGACCUGGAGCAGUAGAGUAUUUUCUUCGGAGAGGGAAGGCCUCCCUUGUGAAGGAGACAGUGGGACAUUUACCUAGAGGAGAGGUUGAAGUUGGCAAGCAGGCAGCUGACUUUCUUCAGCAGAAUGCCACAAAGCUGACCGACUACUUGGAGAACUUCCAUAGGUCCAUCAUCUCCUUCUACACGACCGUUACUCUUAGUAUUGUCAAACGUUUACCCUUUCCAGACUCCACACUGAGAAACUUGUCUUCAGUGUUGUGUCCAGGGAACAAGCUUGAGGUGACUGGGAAAGUAGUCCAAGAUUUAGGUGUCUGUUUCGGAGUUUGCUCAAGCCCUGAGAAUGUCAGCUUGCUGACAGAUGAGUUUUUGGAGUACCAAAUCAUUGAUGGGGGUGACAUGCACUCAGAAGACCAGUCGAUGGAGCAGUACUGGAAGAGUGAGCUGAGGAUUAUGGGAAGGACAUCCAGUUUUGGGAAAUUAAUCCUUAGCCUGUUGGCCAUGCCGAGAACAUUAAAAAAAGAGAUAAUAUUUGAGCAGCUGUUUGAACACACUGACAACCUCAAGGAGGAAAAAAUAGAGGACGGUGAGGAAAAGGACAUUGCAGAGGAUGAUGUCACAGACAGCAGCUCAUAUAAAAGUGCUCCGUCACAUCUUAGCCCAGAGACUCAGGGCAGCAUCAUAUCCGAUGUCAUUGACCUGACUGAAGUGGAGGACGUUGUGCCAAUCGACGUGGAUGACAUUGCACCGAUCUCUUGUGAAUCAGACACAGAAAGUGAAAAGGCUCACCCAUAUGUGUCCGUAGUCAUAGUUGAUGAUGAUGGUGAUAACACCACUGAUGAUGAUGACGAUUACAACAAUAGUGAUGAUGAUGUCAUAUGGACUAAUACUAUGUAUCAAAAGGUAAAUAUCUAUUCAGAAGAGAAAGGAAAUAUCUCCUCAACACAGAACAAAGAGAAAACCGACAUUCCAUACCAGGACAGUUUCACAGUUGGUGAGAUAGUUUGGGGGGAGAUAGAGGGCCUUGGUCUGUGGCCUGGACUGGUUCAGAGCUGGGACAACGAGAGGCCCUGUGGAUCCAUGCAUAAAGUGGUUUUUUUUGGAAACAAGAUGGUGUCAGAGAUCCAUUCAGACAAUAUCCAGCCAUUCUCUUCAUUUGUCAAGUGCUUCUCUUCCAAAUCAUUUGCUACAGUAACUAUGUAUAAAGAUGCAAUCUUCAGUUCUCUGCAGGUGGCUUGCAAGCGCAGUAGAAUGUUUUUUUCUCCUGAGUCUGACUCUAAGGAUGAGCUGCUAAGGGUUAUGUUGGAAUGGGCCUUUAGAGGCUUUGAGCCAUCAGGUCCAGAUGGGCUUCGACCUCAAUCAAAAGACAAAGUGAAUGGAACAGCAGGCUCUGUUAACCCCUUUCCAAAGCACAAAGACCAUCCAGAAAUAUUAUUUCACUUAACUGUAUCUCUGAAUAAGCUCUCUGAAUCUCUGGACCUUUGCAAUGGAUCGAUAGACCUAAAAAAAGCAGACGUUUACAGAAAACUCAUGUAUCCAAAAUGGAAUCGGAAAUCCAUGCAGAAUGUGAAGAUUCGUAAAAGAAAAUAUGUACGCCAGAAAAUGCUUGAAAAUAUCAACCCAAGCAUGCAGAUCCAGUCAAGACAAAACAGCAAAACAAGACAUGAAAUGGUGAAUGAUGUAUUAAAAAAGAAGAAUGACAUUAAAGAUUUCUGUUUAUCAUGUGGGAGUACAUCUGUUGAAGUCCUCCACCCACUUUUUGAAGGCAGUCUAUGCUUGAAAUGCAGGUAUAAUUUCACUGAGACGCUGUACCGAUAUGAUGAGGAUGGAUAUCAGUCAUACUGCACUGUGUGCUGUUGUGGCAUGGAGGUCAUUCUGUGUGGCCGUGACAGCUGUUGUCGCUCCUUCUGUGUGGACUGUCUGGAUAUUCUAGUAGGCGAGGGGACCUUUAACAAGCUAAAAAAUGUGGACCCAUGGAUCUGUUACCUGUGUGCACCAGAGAACAGCAAUGGAGCCAUGAAACCCAGACAUGACUGGAGCAUCCGUGUGCAGGAAUUCUUUGCCAACAACAGUGCCAUGGAGUUUGAGCCCCAUCGUGUUUACCCCUCAAUCCCUGCCAACCUGCGACGUCCAAUCAGAGUCCUCUCCUUAUUUGAUGGUAUUGCCACAGGAUACCUAGUUCUGAAAGAUCUUGGCUUCAAAGUGGAAAUAUAUGUGGCCUCAGAGGUCGAUGAAGAGUCUGUUACCGUCUCCAUGGUCAACCAUGAAGGAAAAAUCACUAAUGUGGAUGAUGUUCGAAGAAUUACCAAAGAUCAUAUGAAUAAGUGGGGCCCGUUUGAUCUUCUCAUUGGCGGAAGUCCUUGCAAUGAUUUGUCCAUAGUCAAUCCUGCCCGGAAAGGCUUGUUUGAGGGCACUGGACGGCUCUUUUUUGAAUAUUAUCGGCUCCUGAGUAUUAUGAAGCCAAAGGAGGAAGACCCACGGCCAUUCUUCUGGCUGUAUGAGAAUGUUGUGGCCAUGACCAACAGUAAUAAAGCUGACAUUUGCCGCUUUCUAGAAUGUAACCCUGUCCUUGUUGAUGCUGUGAAAGUAAGCCCAGCUCACAGAGCAAGAUACUUCUGGGGAAACAUACCUGGAAUGAACAGACCCAUCAUACCCUCUAUGAAUGAUAAACUAAGUCUUCAGGAAUGUCUGGAGGCCGGCCGCACUGCAAACUUUGAAAAAGUUCGCACUAUCACCACACGCACAAACUCGCUAAAGCAGGGAGCCAAUGACGAACAUUACCCUGUCACCAUGAAUGGAAAAGAUGACAGCAUAUGGAUCACAGAAAUGGAGAAAAUCUUUGGAUUUCCAAAGCAUUACACGGAUGUGAAGAAUAUGGGCCGUAUGCAGAGGCAGAAAGUCCUGGGGAAGUCUUGGAGUGUCCCUGUUAUAAGGCAUCUGUUUGCACCACUAAAAGAUUACUUCGCUUGUGAUGAAGUUCCCUUGAAAUGAACAGAAGAGACUCGGGGACAGAAGUUUAUUGUUACCUCAACUAAACUCUUUUAACUAAAAUGUUAUAACUAACUGGAAAAUUGUUGCCAAUGGUGGAUGUUAUGGAACUUUAUCAUCUAAAUUGAAUGCUGCAU
This is a messenger RNA of Xyrauchen texanus (razorback sucker), 4147 nucleotides long. RefSeq names its product DNA (cytosine-5)-methyltransferase 3B-like. Gene Ontology annotation, biological process: negative regulation of transcription by RNA polymerase II. Gene Ontology annotation, cellular component: nucleus. Gene Ontology annotation, molecular function: DNA binding; DNA (cytosine-5-)-methyltransferase activity, acting on CpG substrates. NCBI's taxonomy places the organism in Eukaryota, Metazoa, Chordata, Actinopteri, Cypriniformes, Catostomidae. Bases 105 to 4013 code for a protein of 1302 amino acids. The transcript is spliced from 22 exons. The record is from RefSeq and is a predicted model, not a curated record.